UUGUUUUUUUGGAGCCUGUUUUGAAUGAUAGUAUUUGAAAAAGUGACAACUAAGGAAGGAAGAUACAACUAUAUGGAAGUAGAGGUUUUCAGAGGAAUUCACACCAAAUCAAAACACACGCAGUGAGUGUAGCGCAACAAUGGCAGAGUCUCAUUUUCUACCAACGGUUACAUUAUUCGACUGGUGGCUCGUUAAAUCCCCAAAUAACCGUCUAUCCAUCUCCGGCAUCUCUUCAAGAAAGGGAGAAGCGGUUCGGGUGUUUAAUUCUUCUCCUAUUGUCAGAAGAUACGAUUAUAAUUACCUUGAGACUGCCGAUGGUAUAUCUAUUUUGAUUAGAGGUAUUAUCAAUGAGGAGCGCACGCUGGAAAGUGGUUUUACUCCUCAGAUUUUCAAGAGUUUUUACAUUGGCUUUCCUUCAUACUGGGAAAGUUGUGCUCUUGAUUGCUUUAGAGAAGAAGCAGAACCUAUUACUGAUUCAGUCAAUGCUGUUAUGGAUACUGUAUCUGCAGCUCGUGAAGACAUUUCGUCUGAAGGUGACCAAAAUUCCAUUCCUACUUCAUUGGUGUUGCCUGAACAGGCUGCAGAAGAAUGCAAUGACUCAAAGGAGAUGAGUGGGUAUGGUGUUGCUUAUGGUAGCGGCGGAGAUAGACGUAGUACCAGCUUGCGUGAUAAUAAAGUUUGUCAGCAGAAGCAGCAACAGCCUGCGUCUGGAGGUUCUCUCAGACAUCCGGAUAAAGAGCAGAGCUCUUUCUCGAAGGGCUUGGAAAAUCAUGAUUCGGAUACUGUUGUUCUUGAUAAUGUAUCAGAAAAUCUUCCAGAAAUAUCAUCUCAUGCAGUGGAAAAGUCUUUUCCUACUUUUGUGUCACUAGAAAAGGCUGCGACAGAUUGCAAGCAAUUCGUUGAAGAUGAACAUGAUAUUUCGAUUAAGAUGAGUGAGGUUAAUAUUGUCCAAUGUAGUGUCGGGAAUAGGCGUAGUGCCCGAUUACAUAAUCUCAAAGUCUAUCCGAGGAAGCAACCUACUAUCGGAGGUCCUUCAAAGCAUCCAGAUGAAAAUCAGAUCUUUGCUUCAACAUCCUUGGAGAAGAGGGAAGGAGGACAGAAAAGUCCAUCGACACCGAUUGAGUCACAAUCGAAGACACUACUAAACACAUUUUCUGAACAGGUCGUUGGUAAAUUCGCAUCCAGAGUUUCAAAAACUUUGUCAGCAAAAACGGACAGACGUUAUAAGAAAAAAAGGGUUUCAAUUGAAAUAGAAGCGGUCAGACCCAAUAUAAAAUCUCCACAUGUAAGGGAUGUUAGUCACUUGAACCAGGGAAGCGAACAGAGUGUUUAUCUAGAGUCAUUGAGUCUCAAAAAAUCCAAAUAUGGUGAGCAAAAUUCCAUUCCUACUUCAUUGGUGUUGCCUGAACAUACUGCAGAAGAAUGCAAUGACUCAACGGAGAUGAGUGGGUGUGAUGUUGCUUAUGGUAGCGGUGGAGAUAGACGUAGUACCAGCCUGCGUGAUAUUAAAGUUUGUCAGCAGAAGCAGCAACAGCCUGCGUCCGGAGGUUCUCUUAGACAUCCGGAUAAAGAGCAGAGCUCUUUCUCGAAGGGCUUGGAAAAUCAUGAUUCGGGUACUGUUGUUCUUGACAAUGUGUCAGAAAAUCUUCCAGAAAUAUCAUCUCAUGCAGUGGGAAAGUCUUUUCCUACUUUUGUGUCACCAGAAAAGGCUGCGACAGAUUGCAAGCAAUUCGUUGAAGAUGAACAUGAUAUUUCGAUUAAGAUGAGUGAGGUUAAUAUUGUCCAAUGUAGUGUCGGGAAUAGGCGUAGUGCCCGAUUACAUAAUCUCAAAGUCUAUCCGAGGAAGCAACCUACUAUCGGAGGUCCUUCAAAGCAUCCAGAUGAAAAUCAGAUCUUUGCUUCAACAUCCUUGGAGAAGAGGGAAGGAGGACAGAAAAGUCCAUCGACACCGAUUGAGUCACAAUCGAAGACACUACUAAACACAUUUUCUGAACAGGUCGUUGGUAAAUUCGCAUCCAGAGUUUCAAAAACUUUGUCAGCAAAAACGGACAGACGUUGUAAGAAAAAAAGGGUUUCAAUUGAAAUAGAAGCGGUCAGACCCAAGAUAAAAUUUCCACAUGUAAGGGAUGUUAGUCACUUGAACCUGGGAAGCGAGAUAAAAUCUCCACAUGUAAGGGAUGUUAGUCACUUGAACCAGGGAAGCGGGAUAAAAUCUCCACAUGUAAGGGAUGUUAGUCACUUGAACCAGGGAGGCGGGAUAAAAUCUCCACAUGUAAGGGAUGUUAGUCACUUGAACCAGGGAAGCAAGAUAAAAUCUCCACAUGUAAGGGAUGUUAGUCACUUGAACCAGGGAAGUGAGAUAAAAUCUCCACAUGUAAGGGAUGUUAGUCACUUGAACCAGGGAAGCAAGAUAAAAUCUCCACAUGUAAGGGAUGUUAGUCACUUGAACCAGGGAAGUGAGAUAAAAUCUCCACAUGUAAGGGAUGUUAGUCACUUGAAUCAGGGAAGCGAGAUAAAAUCUCCACAUGUAAGGGAUGUUAGUCACUUGAACCAGGGAAGCAAGAUAAAAUCUCCACAUGUAAGGGAUGUUAGUCACUUGAACCAGGGAAGCGAGAUAAAAUCUCCACAUGUAAGGGAUGUUAGUCACUUGAACCAGGGAAGCAAGAUAAAAUCUCCACAUGUAAGGGAUGUUAGUCACUUGAACCAGGGAAGCGAACAGAGUGUUUCAUUAGAGUCAUUGAGUCUCAAAAAAUCCAAAUAUGGAAGGUCACUUCUACCUCCCUUAGAGUUUUGGCACAAUCAAAUACCUAUUUAUAAUACGGACCGUGAGAUUACCAAAAUUCAAGAAGGCUCGUCUUUGAUAUCACCUAUUAGAGGCUCUUCACCAUCAUUGGGAAGGUCUGCAGAAAUUAUUAGAGGUGGAAAAAGGAUUGUAUUGAGUUCAUUUCCGAAAUUAUAAAUAGUGAAGACUGAAGUCUAAUGGGUUCAAGGGAAGGAAUCAAUGAGGGAUGGUAGACUACAACAGAACAUACUGGUGGUAUAUGAUUAAUGGGGGAGCGAUUUUCGCUUGCAUGUUGUUGCAAUUGAAAAGGUUAAAUUCUCCAGUAUAUUUAUCUAACACGUCUCAGCAGUGGUUUCUUCUACUAAAAUUGAGGCACAGUACAAUUUUGCCAAGCAUGCUCAAGGAUAGUUGAGGAAUGAGUAGACAAUGUUAAAAUCGUAAUUUACUAUUAUAUUAAUAAUAUUAAUUUUGGUUUGAACCUUUACAUGAUACAUCGCAUGUAAUCUUGCUCCAAUAAGUAGAUUUGUUAAGUUAAUAAUAUUUGUUGCUAUCCAUGCUUCUUCAAAUUUGUUUCAUUUUCUA
Messenger RNA from Lathyrus oleraceus (garden pea), 3364 nucleotides. RefSeq lists its product as uncharacterized. The transcript is spliced from 11 exons. The coding region runs from base 140 to 2959 and encodes 939 amino acids. The record is from RefSeq and is a predicted model, not a curated record. NCBI's taxonomy places the organism in Eukaryota, Viridiplantae, Streptophyta, Magnoliopsida, Fabales, Fabaceae.